Messenger RNA from Capsicum annuum, 1648 nucleotides. RefSeq lists its product as uncharacterized. The record is from RefSeq and is a predicted model, not a curated record. Gene Ontology annotation, cellular component: chloroplast. NCBI's taxonomy places the organism in Eukaryota, Viridiplantae, Streptophyta, Magnoliopsida, Solanales, Solanaceae. Bases 142 to 1146 code for a protein of 334 amino acids. The transcript has 13 exons.
UAGAGAUUUAUGUAAAUAUAAUAAGUUAAUCAGUAUGUUUAUUAUUUUUCCUAAAUAAAUAUUAAGCUGUUUAACAGAAUUACCUGUUUCAUUUUCCGCCACAACAAACAGAUAUUUCUACUGAAACUUCGCCGGGAAACUAUGGCCGGAGUUCUCAAUCUUCCGCCGGCGCCAAUUUCCCAGCCAAUUCUCCGGCCAAAUUCAGCUAAGAUAUACAACAGAAUUUUGUUCGUAAAAUCAAUGGCGCAAUCGUCGGAUAGUUCAAAUAGCUCCUCUACUUCGGUGAGCACGAAAUUGGAAUCUUCGUUUUCGGCGCCGGAGAAUUUCAAGGCGCCGAAACCGAAGCCGUUUACGCCGAGAAGUGAUAGGAUUUUCGAUAUAUUGAGUGCUUCUCUUGCUUUGAUUUUUCGACUCGGUACUGGUGCUCUUGUUUCUGGGUAUUCAGCAUCUUUUGUCUCCGAAAAAGAGGUUCCAUCUGACCAGUAUGCACUUGGAAUUGCUGGCUUCAAGGUGAAGGAGAGUUCAAAAUUAGGCCCUCGGCCUGAGAAGCGAAUUGAGAUAUAUGAGUUUGAAAGCUGCCCGUUUUGUAGAAAGGUUAGGGAAAUAGUUGCUAUUUUAGACCUUGACGUCCUCUAUUAUCCUUGCCCAAGAAAUGGUCCGAAUUUCCGUCCCAAGGUUCAACAGAUGGGUGGAAAGCAGCAGUUCCCCUAUAUGGUUGAUCCAAACACUGGAGCUGCUAUGUAUGAAUCAGAUGCGAUUAUUAAGUACCUGGUUGGAAAAUAUGGUGAUGGAAAUGUGCCUCUUAUGCUGUCCCUUGGUCUUUUCACUACACUUACUGAAGGCUUUGCCAUGAUUGGUCGACUGGGGAAGGGGUCUUCUUAUCGGCCAUCCAAACUGCCACCCAAGCCGCUUGAGAUAUGGGCAUAUGAGCCUUCUCCGUUUUGCAAAGUUGUACGUGAGGUACUUGUAGAACUAGAGCUACCCCACAUACUUCACAGUUGUGCUCGUGGUAGCCCCAAACGCCAAGCAUUAUACGAGAAAGUUGGUCAUUUCCAGGUCCCAUACUUAGAAGAUCCAAAUACUGGUGUCCAGAUGUUUGAAAGUGCAGAUAUUGUGGACUAUAUACAGGCAACUUAUGCUCGUUAAGGAGAAUACCUGCUAUGAGGCUCAAAGUUACUUCUCUUAGAAAUGAACAGAAGAUUAGUUUUUAUCACGGGGAUAAGUGUAUAAAAAGGAAAGAUUUUCUGGAGGACACUGAUGUUUAAUCUAAAUCCUCAUCAAAUCUGUGUUUUCAGUCGGUAAAAGUAAAUGGCUUUGACACAACCCAAAAGAUUGUCCUAUGUUACUUAAAGCCGACAGGAAACUUCAUCCCUUACCCACUAUUCACAUUGUUAUCAAUACAAUGUGUUAUGAAUUAUUCCAUGUAGUGUUGUUUGUAUUAAUAGUCAACUUCAGUUAAAUAUUUUGUGUUAUACCAUAGCUUGGCUAUAUAGGCCACUAACAUUGUAAAUAUAUACUCCCCAGAGCAAAAAUUAGGAUUCACAAUAAUGGGAUUUGCCAGGUAUGACUUGUAUAUUUAGUCCCAACAAAUUGUGAGCAGCCUUUGGUGUUUACAUUUUCAUUCUGGCAAAGAUGCUUUAUCUCUUCA